Messenger RNA from Fragaria vesca subsp. vesca, 1894 nucleotides. RefSeq lists its product as uncharacterized. Gene Ontology annotation, biological process: defense response; lipid metabolic process. Gene Ontology annotation, molecular function: carboxylic ester hydrolase activity. The transcript has 4 exons. The coding region runs from base 25 to 1728 and encodes 567 amino acids. NCBI's taxonomy places the organism in Eukaryota, Viridiplantae, Streptophyta, Magnoliopsida, Rosales, Rosaceae. The record is from RefSeq and is a predicted model, not a curated record.
GAAAAUAGGAGAAAGAGAUUCAACAUGACUCGUAACCAAUUCAGUAGCGGUUUAGAAUCUGCAAACUUGGUGGUGACGUCUGAUCCGGUACACCAAGCAUGGAGUGCGAUUGAGAAACAAAAGCAGAUUAAUCCAAAUGCAGAACCAACUUUGUGCAAUGUAAUCCAAGAAUCAAAUCUUACCAUCAUAGCUUUUGGCAAUCCACUUGACUCUCUUCAGGGACAAGAGAGCUUGGUUUCAUCAUCAACCCUGAAAGCCAGCAGUUUCACUGACUUUGAGUUUCUAAGCAACAAAAGCAACGAAAGUUUCUCAGUCAAUCAAGCGGCAAUGAAGCUCUUUCGCUCCAACUACGAUGAGUUGAAUCAGAAGAAAACUGAGCUGACAAAGCUUAGCGAGAGUUCACUAAUAAUCAUCACCGGACAAUCUAUGGGAGGCACUGUGGCUACGCUCUUCACCUUAUGGUUGUUGAAAGAGCCCGAUUUAUUGAAAACCAAACGUCCCCUUUGCAUUACUUUUGGCUCACCCCUUGUUGGCGAUGAACACCUCCGACAAUGUGUGUUACAAUUCACAACAUUGAAAUCUUGUUUCUUACAUGUAGUCGUCUCUAACCAAGAUCCUGCACGUAAACUUUUUGUAACCCAAUAUAGUGGUGCUUAUAAGCCUAUAGGGUCAUUUCUAUUAUGCUCUUCAUCCGGAUGUGCUUGCUCUGAAGACCAAAAUCUCAUUUUGGAGCAGUUGAUGACAAUCAAUCUUCAAAAUGGAGAAAACCAAGACUCUAAUUGUGAAUGGCAUUAUGGUCAAAUUUUGGAAGAACUCAAGCGUAAGGCGUUAUUUAACCGCAGUACCAGGUUUAUUGAAGGGGAAACAGAUCCACUUCAAGCAAGCAUUAUCACACAACUACUUGCAAUUGGAGUUCUCGCACAGCAACAACCAGGUACAGAGAUGAAGAUUCUUAUCGGAAGAAUGAAAAAACAUGAAACAGAGUUAUUAAUUCAGAAGAAGAAGAAUUCGGGUUCAGACAGGAAACUAAAUAAAAUGAAAACGUGCUUGGCCUUAUUCGAGUGGUACAGGAAGGAGUCGAAUAUUUUGAACGUCGGAUACUAUGACAUGUACAAAAAGCAGUGCAAUCCAAGCGACAUCAAUGUCAAUGAGUACAAGAAAAGGCUUUGGAAUUUCUGGGAGGACUCGGUUACAGAAGCAGAGAAUAAGCCUCAGCUGGAAGGAGCUCCCUUUAUGGUUCGUUGGCUUUGGGCAGGUACAAACUACAGAAGGAUGGUUGAACCACUUCACAUUGCAGAGUUCUACAAGAAAAGUGGUGCGAGAGAUUACAAAAAUGGUGGGAAAAGGCCUAAACAUUUCAUUUUGUUGGAGAAAUGGCUUAAGAAGAAGGAAACAGAGAAACCAAAACCUAAAAGACAGAUGCCUGCCACUGUAACCGAGGAUUCUUGUUUCUGGGCAGAAGUAGAGGAGGCCAUUAUCUUAUGCAACCUUUUGCAGAAUGGAGAAUCUAUUACUGAUGCAGAGAAAAUAACAUACAAGGAAGACUUGAAGAAGUUUGAGGACUAUGUGUGGGAUGUGAUCGACAACUAUACAGUGUGUCCCGAUAUUUUCCUGGCGAAGGGCACUUUUAUGCGAUGGUGGAAGGAGUACAAGGGAAUUGUUGGAAGUUCUUACUCGUCACAGCUCGCCGACUACAUGAAUACUCGCACGUACCUCAAGUAUACAUAAUGAAAGGAGCUUCCCUGGGUUCUCAAUGAAUUGUACCUUGCUUGGUGUUAUCUUUCUUGUUGUUGUGUCCUUAACACUUGUAUUUCUUUCUUUUUUUUCUUCGAUAGAAAAUUUCUCUGAUUUCCUCUUAUUACCAUAGUGAUGGUCUUAGAGCCUAUUACUUUGU